AUGCGUUGGGACACUUCUGCCGAUCAACUCCUCCUCCUCAAAAUCGUGGAGACUCAUGAUAUCAGCGUCGACACCAACAAGGUUGCUGCGGCCUGGCCUGUCUCCCCCGAUGGCCAGCCGGGUCCCACCGCUCGUGCCAUUAAGGAGCGCAUUGGCAAGCUUCGUGAACUAGCCAGACGCUCGGGCACCCCUGCUGCCGCUGGCGCGUCGCCCAAGAGAGGUCGUGCAAAGAAGGCCACUGCCCCCAAGGCCGACUCUGACUCCCAGAGCCCAUCUACUCCGGCGAAGCGAAAGCGCAAGAGCACUUCCAACGCCGAGCAGGAGCCCCGUGACGAUGGUGAUGUUGAGGCCAAGAUGGAGCAGCUCAUCGACUACCCUGCUGAGCCAGCCCACGCCGAGGACACUGGUCACAUGUCUCACGAGAAUGACAAUUUCUUUGAUGAGAAUGCUUAA
Molecule: messenger RNA, 453 nt
Organism: Penicillium brasilianum
Lineage: Eukaryota; Fungi; Ascomycota; Eurotiomycetes; Eurotiales; Aspergillaceae
Source: the annotation of a GenBank genome assembly